UAAGCGGGGUGGUUAGUCCGCAUUCAGCCGCGCUCGCGAACGCGUCGUCUCUGAGCUCCGCAUUCCGACGAACGAUUCGAGUUGUGAUAAAACGUUUGUUUGUGUGCAGUUGGAUUUAGAUAAUUGACUUUGGUGUAAAUUAGUGAACAUAUUUUCGAGCCAUGCUUGUAAAUGCAUGUGUUGCUAAAAACUCGAUACAAGGAUUUCAGCGACGAAGAAAAACAUAGCAUCUUCAAAAUUUGUCUUAAAUGAUUGUGAUGUGUUUCAAUUUAAAUCAAUGAAAUCUGAAGAAUAAAGAAACUCUGAAAGACCGGAAUAUGGUCACACCAUCAAAUAGCUCUUCGUGACGCAAACGAGGUGCUUUAGUUUGACCGCAAGAUCAGGAAAACCAAAGAAUAUGUGUGCCAAAAUGUACCUGUUUAGUUAUACGUUAUUUGUCAUAUUAUGGAUUGGGGUGUUUGCAGAGGAGGAAGUGUCUUCACCACUACGAGUCGCCCAAUGUAGAGCGACUUGCUUACAAAAGUUCGCGCCGCCGCGGCCCAGCGGGGACCCCUCGUGCCUGCAAGGUCCCGACUGCUUCAUGUGCUGGGAGAACUGUGAGCUUCUCCAAUCUAACUACCAAGUGUGGGGUGCAGUCUGCGAUGAAAGUGAUAUCUGCUUCCCAGGCUGUAAAGUGGCGUGUGAGUUCCACGCGGAGGCGGCUCGCGCGGCGCAGACGCAGCCCGUGAUCCACACGAAGGGCGAGGGUGUGAUGCGGGUGAGCGAGGGGCUGGCCCGCUGGCCGCCGCCGGCGCCGCGCGCCUCCACCCGCCCCGCCCCCUUCGUCUACGUCGUCAUGAGGAGAUCCGCCGAAGGACCGUGGAGGCAGAUCAUACAAACCCAGGCCUUGGCCACCAGAGUACCAUCCAACAAUGAGGGAGCAUUACUCCGUGUGCUUGUCGUCGAUCCCCAGGGUCUGGUCACCAUCUACAGCCCCGACGAGACAUGGGUGGCUCACGACACCAACAAUUCCAACCAUGACGCUCAUAAAUGGACCCUGAAAGAGGUAUCGCUUAUUCAUCAGAAAGUCUUGGUGAUUGGUGAAAUUGCCUGGGAACCGAGAAUAGCCCGUGGCGUGUACCUCGUCACUUGGGAGGUGGACGGAGGUGGACUCAAAGGAAAUCUUUUCACUGAUUCCACUCGAGUGACAUUAUCAUUAUGGCCAGAUACGAUUUAUCAUAUUCAAGUUGAACUGGUGUCUCGAACACCAGGAGUUGACAAUGAAAAGUCUGAAACGAUGACGAUAGACACCAGUCGAGCUCAGAGAGUGUCCACCGAAAGUGUCCAAGACGUGGGAGUGCGGGAAGGAGACCGCCUCAUGUCAGUUCUAGUGAGCUCCAUAAACAGAGACCGGCGCGAAGACGUCCCUAGCUCAGAACUAGUAUUAGGAAUUGUGGCAGCUAUCAUUUGUUUCGUAAGUGCUAUAACGUUUGCCGUGAUAUUGAGGAUGAAGUGGCGGGACACUUUCCCCGGAACAAACUUGUACGUGGGUUCGUCGUCAGUUUUAAAGCGAAAGCUAGUUGAGGACUUCACCCCGCACCACUUCCAGCCGGUGCUGGCGCCCGAGGUCCCGGCCAGCGAAGCCACGUCUCGUGACGUCAUAGUUUGACGCCACAGCUUUGACAUGCUGUCUGUUGACGACCGCAUCUUCAGUUCCUAAAUGAUUACAAAAGACCCUUAAAGAAAUUCGUGACAGUGGUUUUCUAUAAGUGAGCGAAAUAAUGUUCGUAUGUGAUACUGUUUGUAAUAAAACUUGGAGGAUUGAAUUGAAAAUUUCAAAACGUGCGAGAAAGUUUGACAUUUAGUGAUUUCGUCGCGAGUGACGGAGAAGUUUUAGUAAUUCAUAAAUGUAAAUGCUACUGUAAUUUAAUAAAAGUUGUGGAAGUUGUUGUACGUAGAUAUAGGUUAAUGUAAUGUAAAUUAAAUAAAGUAUAAAAUUGUAUUUAUGAACACAGUAAGGUUAACACCAGAUAAACUAGUAGUGUAAAUACGUUAAGAAAAGAAUAGUGAAUAUAACUUUGUAUUAAGUAAAAAUACCUAUUUCUUGAAACAUGUAAAUAAGUGAUUGUUUAAUAUUCCUGUAUGUAUUUCUUAAACAUAAAUUAAUUAUGUUUUGAACUUAAUACUUUGUCACGGAAACUAUGUUGAUAGAUACAUUAUCAUAAAAUAAAUGUAGAGUUAUUUUUACAACUAGUCCCUACUAUCGUUUAGCUUAUGAAUAGUUGUUAGGUUCUACCUACUUGACUGUAAUAUCUUGUAUUUAUAGUUUUCGUGAAACCUUACUCCUUAGUAACUAUAAAAAUAUAUCUUCAUCUCCAGCAAUAACAUACGAAUGUAUUUGUAAAUAUAUGAAGCAAAUUACUGUAAAAAGCAGAGAUAUUAUAUUAUAUUUUUUCUCGUCGAAAAAAAUAAUCUAGAUGUUGAUUGUCUAAGAAAAGUUAAUAUUUUAUUCAGACGCUUAUACGAUGGAACAUAACAAGUACGUAUUAUAAUUAUUAUUAAUAUACGAUUUUAACUUCUUAUUGUUGAUGUUAGCCUUACACAGCGUACUUAAUAUUUACUAUUCUUUUAAUUUUGAUGAAGAUACAGACUUAGUUUCUUCUAGAACGUACCGGAGUUCUAUGGGUUUUCUAUGACCAAAAUAAAUAUAAUCUAAGAGCUUCAACUGAAUUAAUUUAUUUUUGUGAUUAUUUCUUACUUUAAUUUUGCAAAUGUAAAUAAAUUAGGUAAAUGACUUGCUGAACUUUAAACAAGUAUAAAAUAAAUACGUCUGCCAAAUCAUUGC
Plutella xylostella (diamondback moth) is the source of this 2824-nucleotide messenger RNA. RefSeq lists its product as uncharacterized. The record is from RefSeq and is a predicted model, not a curated record. NCBI's taxonomy places the organism in Eukaryota, Metazoa, Arthropoda, Insecta, Lepidoptera, Plutellidae.